UUUUGAUUCGCGUUCCUGCUGCGACCAGACCAGACCCGAUCUGAUCUGAUCUGAUCUGAUCUGAUUUGAUCUGAUCGCACCCCGAGUCGCCCCUGCCCAUCGCCAGUAGCUACUCCAGAUGAAGCACCCCAUCGAAUCCAGCGAUCCAUCCCCGGCCGCAGCGGAGGAGCACACCGCGCCCAAGCGCCCCAAGAUCGAGAGCACGGAGCACCCAGCCUCAGCCCCAGAUCCAGACUCGUCCACAGACUCGCCUGCAGCCCCGCCCACCACCGAGUCUUCAGAUCAACCCAAGAGCAAGCUUCAGAAAGAGGGCGGACGUGACAAGGGUGGCAAGCAGAAGGCCGGAAAGUGGAAGCGAGAGAAAAUCGAAUGGACGCCUCGCGAGAAGAAAGAAGGCGACGAAGAAAGCGAUCGCCGACCCAAACGCAAGGUUGCCCUGCUCAUGUCCUUCUGCGGCACUGGGUACAAGGGCAUGCAGAUCAAUCCGGGCUCGCAGACAAUCGAGGGAGAGCUCUUCAAGGCCUUGGCCACAGUCGGGGCGGUCAGCAAAGACAACUGCUCCGGCGACAGCGCCGAUCCGCACAAGAUCUCGUUCAUGCGAGCGGCCAGAACCGAUAAGGGCGUUCAUGCUGCCGGACAAGUUGUUUCCCUCAAGAUGAUCAUCGAAGACAGCGACAUCAUCAAGCAACUGAACGAUAGCCUUCCUGCGCAGAUCCGAGUUUGGGACUAUGUCCGAGUCACCAACGGCUUCCACGCCAAGAACCAGUGCGACUCACGCAUAUACGAGUAUCUCUUGCCUACAUAUGUCCUCGAGUCGCCCGAGCCCCGAUUGUACCCCAACUCCACUAUCGCCCGCAAGAGUGGAAUCCUCGAGGAAACAAAAGCGCCACGAGACGAUCAAGGCUUCAUCGUCUUUGGCUCCGGCUCUGGCUCCGGUUCCGAAAAUACUUGGGAUCCAGCAGAGGCAAAGCGCUACCGUGUCCCCCGAGACAAGCUCGAGCGACUUGCGCUGAUCCUACAGCAGUACAAGGGAACCAACAACUACCACAACUUCACGGUUGGCAAGCGCUUCAGCGAAAAGAGCGCCACUCGGUACAUCAUCUCGUUUGAAGCUGGGACGCCCUUUGUCGAGGGGGAUCUCGAGUGGGUCAGCCUGAAGGUUCAUGGCCAGGCGUUUAUGAUCCACCAGAUCCGAAAAAUGGUCGGUCUUGCUGUCAUGAUGGUGCGCACCGAGACCCCGAUCUCGCUUAUGACCGAGACGUUCACGAAUGUCAAGAUCAACAUCCCGAAAGUUCCCGGUCUUGGCCUUCUCCUUGAACAGACCAUCUUCAAGGCCUACAAUGACAAGAUCGCGAGCAAGGAGGAGCGGCCACCAGUGGCAUUCACUCCUUAUCAGGAGUCGAUUGACAAGUUCAAGCGAGAGUGGAUCUACUCCAAGAUCGUCGAGGAAGAGCUUGCCGAGUCAACGUUCCAUCAGUGGCUCGAUGUUAUCGACUCCCACUCUGGCGAGUACUCGUGGUGGCUGAGGGCCGAUGGCAAGAUCAACUUGGACGAAAAGCCUGCAUUUUCCAAUGCCAACGGCAAGGGCAACCCCAACGCUGGUGCUGCUGAUUCGGACGAGGAGGGCGGUCAGGACGAUUAGCGAUUGCCUCAAGCCUCGCUCCCCGACCGAGGAUAGAGCUCUGCGAGUCGUGCAAAAUGCAGUGCCACACCUUGUUUGAACGACUGGUGGUGUGGCCUGGAUCGGGCUUGGACACGCAUCCACACGUCCACACUCUGGUGGAGUGGACGAUUGCUGGUUGAACUCCGACAGCUGGCUCGCAUCCCACCCAAAUCUCGACGGCGAUGGCCGUCAUACGACCGAAUACACCAGUAACAUCCACUAUACAA
Polychytrium aggregatum is the source of this 1890-nucleotide messenger RNA. Its product is annotated as pseudouridine synthase. The transcript is spliced from 9 exons. Gene Ontology annotation, molecular function: pseudouridine synthase activity; RNA binding. Gene Ontology annotation, cellular component: nucleus. Gene Ontology annotation, biological process: mRNA pseudouridine synthesis; tRNA pseudouridine synthesis. NCBI's taxonomy places the organism in Eukaryota, Fungi, Chytridiomycota, Chytridiomycetes, Polychytriales. The record is from RefSeq and is a predicted model, not a curated record. The coding region runs from base 119 to 1642 and encodes 507 amino acids.